Cryptotermes secundus is the source of this 2495-nucleotide messenger RNA. It is a transcript of the gene Nup75, whose product is annotated as nuclear pore complex protein Nup85. The coding region runs from base 85 to 2148 and encodes 687 amino acids. Gene Ontology annotation, biological process: mRNA export from nucleus; positive regulation of DNA-templated transcription; protein import into nucleus. Lineage: Eukaryota; Metazoa; Arthropoda; Insecta; Blattodea; Kalotermitidae. Gene Ontology annotation, cellular component: nuclear pore outer ring. Gene Ontology annotation, molecular function: structural constituent of nuclear pore. The transcript is spliced from 12 exons. The record is from RefSeq and is a predicted model, not a curated record.
CAGUAUCUUCAAUAAUCCCUGGUUAGUAAAUAGGUAAUCUGUGGUUUAUGGCGUGUGUGGAGGUUCAUUUGUAUAGAGUUGAAGAUGAAUAAAGAAAGAACAUUCGUGAUACCUGAUGAAAUUUGCCAGCGUGCUGGAAUGUCAGCAGUUUGGUUUCCCAGCAAUAAGUUAGGUGCACAUGCUUACCGUCAUGUUACUGCUCAUUCCCAAGACAAGGCUAGUGAGUUUGCACCAUGCAAAACACUGGUUCAUCACAUAAGAUUCGAUGUGAUGCUGUUUCAUCCCAUUACUCGCCAACUUAUUAAUGAGUCCAGUGGAACUUUCCUAGCUGGACAGAAGUUGGUUGCAAAUUCUGGUGGAACUGAUAUUAGGGGUGAACUACUUAAAGUUAGUCGACAGUACAGGGCCAUUGUUCGAGCUUGCCUGGAGAAUUUACAGUCUGAAGCUUCAAAAAAUGACUCUUCCAGCAAAGAAAUAUGUUUGGAGUUGGCAGUAAUCUUUUACAAUAUUGAAUUCAUGUGGAACCUGUGUGAAGUUCUGUAUGUGGAUGUCAUUCCAGGUGAUGCCGUGCUUCCACAGUUGAUGGAUUGGAUUAGAUUGCACUCUGUUCACUACGAACGCCAAGCACAAGCCAUUUUAAAUGGUGAAUAUGGUUCCUCUGUGUUGGAUAAUGGAGCAGAAAAUGAGCCAGAUUAUUGGAAUACUGUAAUUGGUCUUGUUCUUCAGGGUAGGCUGGAUGGUGCAAGAGCAUUAUUAAAGCUCCACUCUGCAUCACUUAGUGAACCAUUUAAGUCUGUGGAUUAUAUCAUGAGGACCAUGCCAUUUUAUAAUGUGUUUGGAGGUAUAUCACUGACAGAAUUCAAUAUGAGGUGGAAGGGCUGGCAGAAUGAAGCUGCAUGUAAACUUCAAGCUGGAACAUUUGCAUCCAGGAAAGAACUAGAGUUUAUAAUGAAACUUAUGGUAGGUAAUGCAGAAGCAUUUCUGGAAGUGAAGGAUCAGUGUGGAACAUGGUACCAGUUCAUGGCAUCAUGGUUACUGUACACAGAACCAACUGUGAAAUCAUUUGACCUCAGUUAUCAUGCUCACCAGUGCAUUGCUAAAUUUGGUGGUAUUUCAAGACUGAAACACAGUGACCUCAUCCUGGUUGCUCUGAUGGAAUCUGACCUACAUCAGGUGAUUAGAUUGAUUGAACAGACAUCAGAAAAUGGCUGGUUUGCAGCUCAUCUUACAGAUCUACUGCACCAUUGUGGUUGUCUUAAGAUUCUUGACAAUCAUCAAAGUAGCCAGACAGCCAGUUCGGCCAUGGAUUUACGUGAGCAACUGCUUCUCGACUAUGGGACAUUGCUGAUGUCUCAUCGCUCUCUUUGGCAAGUUGGCAUCAACUACCUAGAUUAUUGUUCAGCAGAAGGACGUGCCCGCAUAGAAGCUCUCCUCCUCACACUGCCUCUUGGUUCUGAGACACGAGCACUCAAGAUUAUCCAAGUGGCUCGUGAGAGGGACUUGCAUCACAUUGUUGCAAGCAUCUGCAAGAUUAUGGGAAUGCGUUCCUAUCAGCAGCAUCGUCUGGGCAAUGCAUUAACCUGGGCGUUGCGAUCACAGGAUGCUGGUUUCGCUACAUACCUGGCCAAUAAAUUCCUUGAAUUGUACAACCAAGAAGGAAAAUUCCAUUCAUUGGAUCUUCUUGACAACCUUGGCUCUUGUAUGCUUGUCAGCGAUAGACUCACAUUUUUAGGGAAGUACUGUGAAUUUCAUCAGCUGUAUCAGGCUGGAGAGUUUCGAGAUGCAGCUGUAUUACUUGUGUCACUUCUUGCUUCCAGACUAGCUCCAAAAAGCUUUUGGAUGACUCUCCUGACAGAUGCAUUACCACUUCUGGAAUCAAAUGACAUUGUUCUCACAUCUGAAGACACAUAUGAAUUACUGAAUGCCAUGGAGGAACUUCUUGGGGAAGGACAGAAUUCAGACAUUGGAGGCACACUAGGGAGUGACAAGCUGACAACAAUACAAGAUCAGUCACUUGAUGCAAAUAGUCUUGUGGAAGAAAAGGUGAAGCUGAUUCGAUUGGCUUUGGCACGUAACUUAGCAAGGUCUCUUAAUCAUGAAGGAUGUCUUAUGGAUUCAGCACAAAUGAAUUUGUGCCUCAGGUCUUGAAUGGCAAGGAAGAAACUCUUGAUUUUGUAUUAUAUUUUUGGUAAUGCGUACAGUGCAUUGCUUUCACAAACGUUUAUGCUGUAUGUACUGCCUUCCAAUGAAGAGGAGACAAAGCAAAUGGUGGGUAGAGCUGGUCAACCUUGAUCAUUCUGUUGUAUAUUUAUGAACACACUAAGCUUGAGUGUUGCAGUGCUAAUGGCAGGAGUUGUCUGAAAAUUAUAUCUGUUUUCAUAUUGCAUGGUACACAUGAAUGGGCCUUGAUAUUUGCCCAGUCAGUAUUGUAGUAUUAAUUUUUUACAAUUUUGAUAUUGUACUGUUUGUUUUCCAGAAUAUGAUUAUAGAACAUC